GCUGAUACCUGAGUCUCGAUCUUGACUUCGUGAGACGCUGCAUUUUUAUUUUAUCAUCACACGAAGACUUAAAGUUACUUUUUAUUUAAUUAAAAACAUGUUACGUAUGAAUGUGUAGUAUCAUAGAAAGUCUGAAUGUAUAGAUAUUAAUGAACUUUGUUUAAAAUGGAUGAAUCAAAAAGAGGUACCCAAUCCGUAAAUAUUGAAGAACUAAAGACUAAAGGGAACGAAUGUGUUAAAGAUGGGAAAUAUAUUGAAGCUGUUUUACAUUACACUCAAGCAAUUAAAAUGGAUCCAAUGAAUUACAUCUUAUACAGUAAUAGAUCGUUUGCGUUUUUGAAGUUAGAUCAACAUUAUUUAUCCCUACAGGACGCCAACGAAACUGUGAGAUUACAGCCCCAGUGGGCAAAGGGUUAUUUUCGACGAGCAGAAGUUGAAGCUGCCAGUGGAUUAUAUGAUGAAGCAAUUCUUUCAUACACUAGAGCUUUGCAGUUGGAACCUCAUAAUCCAAAAUUAAUGGAAUCUAUUAAAAAUAUAACGGAUAUGCAAAAAAAUAAAUUAAAAGGUAACCAAAACACUAUCUGGAUCUGCACAUGUAUUGGAUUUAUUAUUGGCAUUAGUAUUGUAGUAUUAGACUACUCCUUGACAACAAACCCUACAUUAUCACAACCUCUUAGUAUGGUGGCAUUUUCAAUAGCUUUGGCAGGCCUAGGUUGGACUAUUGGGAAGACUUCUACAUUAAUGAGUGCAUGGAGUGCUGGAAAAUCCUUGCAACCACCACCUGAUUUAGUUUCAAAUGACACCAAUGAAAAAGACGCCGUUCCAGAAAAGAAAACUAAAUACAGUAAAGCUCAAGCGAGGCAAAGGUAUAAACAGGGAAAAAAUUAGUUGAAAUUAUUCAAAAUUGUACUUUUUUAUAGUGGUUUUGGUAUAUAAUAUAUUGUGGUGUGGAAUAGGGUAAGAAAUUAAGAUGUUUUGACUAGAUUUUCUAUCACAUUAGAUAUAUUAUAAAGAUGUCUGAUUAAGUAAAAUUAUACAAAAUACUUUUACUGCAUUUAAAUUUCUACACAUAAUAUUAAGGUACCCAUUAAAAAAACCAGGACAAACUUAUUCAUUAUUUGUUGAAUUUGAAUGCGUUGUAUUAUUAAAAAAUAUUGUGACUUAA
Messenger RNA from Nymphalis io (European peacock), 1165 nucleotides. RefSeq lists its product as uncharacterized. The record is from RefSeq and is a predicted model, not a curated record. The transcript is spliced from 5 exons. The coding region runs from base 166 to 888 and encodes 240 amino acids. Lineage: Eukaryota; Metazoa; Arthropoda; Insecta; Lepidoptera; Nymphalidae. Gene Ontology annotation, molecular function: Hsp90 protein binding.